Molecule: messenger RNA, 780 nt
Organism: Drosophila teissieri
Lineage: Eukaryota; Metazoa; Arthropoda; Insecta; Diptera; Drosophilidae
Product: trypsin-1
Exons: 1
Coding region: 1-780 (259 amino acids)
Biological process (GO): proteolysis
Molecular function (GO): serine-type endopeptidase activity
Source: RefSeq, a predicted model, not a curated record
AUGUCUUCGGUAAGCAAUCCAGUGAAACUAUCGAUCCUGCUCCUCGCUGUGACUUUUGUUCGCGGUGCUGUGGAUGUGGAUGUGGCAGAGGAGUCACGCAUUAUUGGUGGCCAGUUUGCUGCUCCGGGACAAUUUCCGCAUCAGGUGUCCCUUCAGUUAAAUGGACGCCAUCACUGCGGCGGUUCCCUAAUCUCCGAGACCAUGAUCGUGACAGCAGCCCACUGCACCAGGGGCCAGAAUCCCGGCCAAAUGAAGGCCAUUGUGGGAACAAACGAUUUGAGUGCCGGAAAUGGUCAGACUUUCAACAUUGCGCAGUUCAUCAUCCAUCCGCAGUACAAUCCGCAGAGUCAAGACUUUGAUAUGUCGCUGAUUAGGUUGAGCAGCCCGGUUCCGAUGGGAGGAGCUGUACAGACCAUUCAACUGGCCGAUUCGGAUGCCAAUUAUGCCGCGGAUACGAUGGCAAUGAUCAGCGGAUUCGGCGCCAUCAAUCAGAACUUGCAGCUGCCCAACCGUUUGAAGUUCGCCCAGGUGCAAUUGUGGAGCCGUGACUACUGCAAUUCCCAAAACAUUCCCGGCCUCACCGAUCGCAUGGUGUGUGCAGGACAUCCCAGUGGCCAAGUCAGCUCCUGCCAGGGAGACUCUGGUGGCCCGCUGACCGUCGAUGGCAAGCUCUUCGGUGUGGUGUCAUGGGGAUUCGGUUGCGGAGCCAAGGGACGCCCGGCCAUGUACACCUACGUGGGUGCUCUCAGAUCCUGGAUCAAACACAAUGCCAAUGUGUAA